GUGAGAGAGAGAGAGACAGUUUGAAGAAAGCCUGACUACAAAGGCAGAAGACAGAAAAAAGAAAGCCAGAGAGAGAGAGAGCUUGUUCUGAUCUUGUAAUAAUUUAAAAUAAAUGGACAGUUCUGCUAUGGCCAGUGAGAUGGACGGAAAAAAGAGCAUGGAUGCCACAGAAGAAUCCCAUGAGGAAGACAGACCGAGUGGACAUGACACAGAGCCUUUGAGUGGAGCCACUGACACCAUGAGCAGGACUAAUGAGGAGAAUGGAGAAGAAGAGCCAAAUCCACAAGCCACCAAGAGAGAAAGUGAUGGCAAAGGUGAGGGUGACGGUAACGGAAAUAAAAAUGGAGAGAAAGAAAUUGAGACACAAACAGAAAAGAAAGACAGUGAUGAAAAGGAAAAAGCAAUAAACACAAAUGAAACUGGAAAUGAAGAAGAAGAAGUCAGGGAGAAUAAAGAGAAUGUUGUUGAGCAGGGGAAAGGGAGCAGUGAAGCUGAAAUCAAACCAGAUGAAAAGUGUGUAGAAGAAGAGAAGAGAACAGAUGAGAAAGAGAAAAUUGCUGACUCUGAAAACCUGGCUUCAAAGGCAGCAGAGACGGAAGUAAAGGCAAAAGAUGAGGCAAAGGCUGAGGUAAAGAAAGCAAGCGCCAAAGACAAACAAGAGAAGACUAAAGGAAAGAGUGGAGUAGCACCUUCCUCUUCUGUUCCCAGACCCUCCAUGCAGAUGUCCUCUCGCCAGCGGAGUGCCAGACCUUCAGCCAGAAGAGACGCCAUGGCAAAGUUUCAACAAGAUUCGACUCCAGCAGUUCGCAACUUUAAGGUCCAAAAGACAUCUGUAGGCGUAUCUGCUGGGACAUCAAUCAAGCAGAAAAUCCUCCACUGGUGUAGCAGCAAAACACGGGCCUAUGAGGGUGUUUCCAUAGAGAACUUUUCCUCAUCCUGGAGCGAUGGCUUGGCCUUCUGUGCACUUGUUCACCGUUUCUUCCCCACUGCUUUUGACUUCUCGUCCCUCAAAGCCAGCGAGCGAGAGAAGAACUUCACCCUGGCCUUCAGCAUGGCAGAAUCACUAGCUGGCUGCUGCCCUCUCCUGGAUGUAUCAGAUAUGGUACUGAUGGGAACCAAACCUGAUCCUUUCAGCGUAUUCACCUAUGUCCAAUCCCUCUGCCAGCACCUCUCCAAAAUUGAGCAAGAGAGGAGAGAGCAAAAGAAGGCAGAGGAAAGCAAGAAACAGGGUGAGGCUGAAAACAAGGUUGAACAAGAACAGGAAGCAGAGGAUGCAGAUGAACAGAAGAGAGGAGAAGAACAAGAGAAUGCCAUGGAGGAAGAAGAAAGAGGAGAGGGGACUGCAGAUGAAGAGAAAGGUGGCAAUGAAGAAGAAAGCAGCAUGCAGGUGGUGACAGAGCAAACCAUCAGUGAGGCGAACACAGAUCUAGCAGCUAAGACUUAAAUACAGUAGAGAAACACACCAUAAAGAUAGCUAUGAGAUUUUCCUCACAGUAUUAAUCAUUUUGAGGUGAAUAUGUUUUGCAAAGAUUGUUGACUUUUAAACUGCUUAGUUGCAAUUAUCUACUGUAUGGAAAUUAUCCAUAUACA
Molecule: messenger RNA, 1590 nt
Organism: Neoarius graeffei (lesser salmon catfish)
Lineage: Eukaryota; Metazoa; Chordata; Actinopteri; Siluriformes; Ariidae
Gene: smtnl1
Product: smoothelin-like 1
Exons: 5
Coding region: 113-1444 (443 amino acids)
Biological process (GO): actin cytoskeleton organization
Cellular component (GO): microtubule organizing center; filamentous actin
Molecular function (GO): protein binding
Source: RefSeq, a predicted model, not a curated record